Dentiscutata heterogama is the source of this 1497-nucleotide messenger RNA. The record is from the annotation of a GenBank genome assembly. NCBI's taxonomy places the organism in Eukaryota, Fungi, Glomeromycota, Glomeromycetes, Diversisporales, Gigasporaceae.
AUGGAUGAAAACGAAUUUGAAUUCAUCGAAAGUAUAAAUGUUUUUGGUGAAGAAAUCCAAUUCCGUAAAGGAAAAUCAAUUCAACUCUUAGAAUAUAAUGUGGAAAAUAAUCAGAUUAUUCUUAAACAACAAGCAUUGGAUAUAAUUGAAAGGAUUAAUGAGCCUGUGGCUAUUAUCGCUGUCGUUGGAUCCUUUCGACGAGGUAAAUCCUGGUUUGCGAAUGUUCUACAUGGACGCCAUGAUGGUUUUGCCCUUGGAGCAGAGGUGGAAGGAUGCACACGAGGUAUUCACAUGUGGGAUACUCCGUUCCUUCAUAAUGGAAAGCGAGUCAUUGUUCUUGACUGUGAAGGCGUCGAUGAACCUCAACAAAGUCAACAAUGGGCAACAAAAUUAUUUAUUUUAUGCCUAGUAAUAUCGUCUUCCUUUAUCUAUAACAUUAAUGGAAUUGUUGGUAAAGCCGAUAUUGGAAAGCUAUUCUUAAUGAGCGAGUUGUCAAGAUAUAUCCACCCACCAAACAACUGUAGAUUCCUUCCAAAUUUGGUGGUGUUGCUUCGUGAUUUCAUGUUAAAGGCUCCUAACGACUUUCGAACUUAUUUUUUGGAAAAAUUAGAUGAAGUGAAUGCUGAAGCCUCCGAUGCAAUAAAAGAACGUUUUGCGGAUUUUGAAGUUUACAGUCUACCAUUUCCUGGAGUUCCCAAAGAAAAACUACAACAUAUGGAUAAAGUAUCUACAUCCGAAUUUGAUCAAGAUUUUAUAGUAGAUGUGAUAGCAGCUGUGAACGGAAUUUUUAACAAUCUCCAGCCAAAAUAUAUAGGAGCAUUUCCAAUGUCUGGUGUCUCUUUUGCAAAAUUUCUUCAAGAAUGUGUUAGGUCAUUGAAUGAUCCAGAAAAUCGUAUUCAAAUAUCAGUACCAGACGAAUAUGAAUCUGUAGUAGAGUAUGUUGCACAAAAGUCCAUGCAACAUUGUAAUAAAAUGUAUCAAAGACUUAUGGAAUCAGAAAUAUUACAACACCAAUUACCCGUGCUUUGGAAGGAUUUUAAUGAAAUGCAUGACAGAGCUUUUAAUGAAGUAAAAACCGAAUUUUUUAAUAGAGUGCUAGGAUCAGCUAGUCAGAUAUGUGAAUUUCAACAAGAAUUCCAUAAAAUGAUUGAAAAGAAUAGACUUAUGUUUCAUGAAAGGAAUUCAACAGUUUUAUAUCAACAUAAUCGUGAUUUGGGAGUGGAACUUUGGAAAACUUAUGUGAAGCACGGACUUACCUUUGAAUCAAUUUUUAAGACUCAAGAGGAUUUCGAAGGUGCUAUUUCAAUAUUCGAACGAGAAAUGUUGGAUAAUAUGUUGGAAGGACCAGAAUUCGAAAGAGUGAUGUCGGAAUUCAAAUCCAAAGAAUAUCAAGAUGCUGCCGACAUUCUUCAAUUAUAUGGAAUACUCGAACAAAAACAUGCUGAAGAAAUGAAAGCAAAUCAAGAAUCUCAAACAAAAACAAGAAUUAAUCGCUGA